AUGGUUCCUCAAACUGAGGACAAGGUUCCUCAAACCGAGCACAAGGCGCCUCACACAGAGGACAAGGUUCCUCAAUAUGAGGACAAGGUACCUCACGCUGAGGACAAGGUUCUUCACACUGAGGACAAGGUUCCUCACCCUGAGGACAAGGUUCCUCACGCUGAGGACAAGUUUCCUCAAGCUGAGUACAAGGCACCUCACACUGAGGACAAGGUACCUCAAACUGAUGACAAGGUACCUCACACUGAAGACAAGGUGCCUCACGAUGAGGACAAGGUUCCUCACGCUGUGGAAAAGGUUCCUCUCGUUGAGGACAAGGUUCCUCACGCUGAGGACAGGGUUCCUCAAGCUGAGGACAAGGUACCUCACAUUGAGGACAAGGUACCUCAGACUGAGGACAAGGUACCUCAAAUUGAGGACAAGGUUCCUCACGCUGAGAACAAGGUUGCUCACGCUGAGGAAAAGGUACCUCAAACUGAGGACAAGGUUCCUCAAACCGAGGACAAGGUACGUCACACUGGGGACAAGGAUCCUCACGCUGAGGACAAUGUUCCUCACGCUGAAGGAAAAUUACCUCACAUUGAGGACAAGGUACCUCAUGCUGAGGACAAGGUACCUCGCACUGAGGACAAGGUUCCACACACUGAAGACAAGGUUCCUCACACUGAGGACAAGGUUCCUCACGCUGAAGACAAGGUUCCUCACGCUGAGAACAAGGUUCCUCACGCUGAGCACUAAGUUCCUCACGCUGAGGACAAAAUUCCUCACGCUGACGACAAGGUUCCUCACGCUGAGAUCAAGGUACCUCACCUUGAGGACAAGGUUCCUCGCGUUGAGGACAAGGUUCCUCACGCUGAAGACAAUGUUCCUCACGCUGAGGACAAGGUUCCUCACACUGAGGUCAUGGUACCUCACAGUCUUACACGGAGGACAAGGUUCCUAACGCUGAGGACAAGGUACCUCACAGUCUCACACGGAGGACAAGGUUCCUCAAACUGA
Messenger RNA from Paramuricea clavata, 999 nucleotides. Lineage: Eukaryota; Metazoa; Cnidaria; Anthozoa; Malacalcyonacea; Plexauridae. The record is from the annotation of a GenBank genome assembly.